AUGAGCAUCUCCUCUGUUCUAUUACUUGAUGAUAGCUCGCCACUUGUUGAUCCCUCUAGGUAUACACAAACAGUAGGUGCUCUUCAUUAUGUCACUCUCUCUCGCCCUGAUAUUGCUUUUGCAGUAAACAAGGUUAGUCAGUUCAUGCAUGCUCCUAUUGAAAAUCACUGGGCUGAAGUUAAGCGUAUACUACGUUAUCUAAAGGGGACACUAAGCUUGGGCUUAUGGAUCCGCCAUACGUCUGGUUAUCGACUUCAAGCAUUUACAGAUUCUCAUUGGUCCACUAAUCUUCAGGCCUUCUCGGACUCUGACUGGGCUGGUUGCCCAAUCGAUCGUCGAUCCAUGGGGGGAUUUGCUAUCUACAUAGGCACUAAUCUGAUUUCUUGGUCUGCUCGUAAACAGAAAGCUGUUUCUCGUUCCUCAACAGAAUCUAAAUACAAAGCCAUUGCAGAUACAAUUGCAGAAUUAAUCUGGAUUAAAUCUCUUCUUCGAGAACUUGGUUUGAAUAGUGAAGCCCAACAUUAUGGUGUGAUAAUCUUGGGAAAGCUCAAUGUCAAGUUUAUUUCAACGGAUGAUCAAAUAGUAGAUAUCUUCACAAAGCCUUUAUCUUCUAAAAAAUUUGAGUUUCUCAGAUCCAAGUUACAGAUUGCUACUCGCCCUGAAGUUGUGAGGGAAUAUUAG
Messenger RNA from Helianthus annuus (common sunflower), 681 nucleotides. RefSeq lists its product as uncharacterized. Lineage: Eukaryota; Viridiplantae; Streptophyta; Magnoliopsida; Asterales; Asteraceae. The record is from RefSeq and is a predicted model, not a curated record. Bases 1 to 681 code for a protein of 226 amino acids. The transcript is spliced from 2 exons.